Closterium sp. NIES-67 is the source of this 1865-nucleotide messenger RNA. The record is from the annotation of a GenBank genome assembly. NCBI's taxonomy places the organism in Eukaryota, Viridiplantae, Streptophyta, Zygnematophyceae, Desmidiales, Closteriaceae.
ACAAGCAGUUCUCAUCCUCUCCAAAAUUCGAAAUUCAAGUCUAGUGCCCUCAGCAUAACUUCCAUAACUACCAGUUAAAUUCGACGUUACAGCUGCAAGUUUCCUCACUCGUAUGCCACAGAACUCGCGCACUAGGCUUCAGUGCGCAAUCAUGGUGAAUCCACGGAUCGUCUCGGUACCACUGGUUAUCUUCGUCGUCGUCGGCGCUUGCACAGCAUCAAGCCAUCCUCACCCUGCAUCCCGCAGUGGCCCAACUACUACCAGCAGAACCGGCAGUGGCGAGCGACGUUCUACUGCUGUGAGCGACGAUGCAGUUUCAUGGAAGUCUUCAAUCCCGCAUUCCAAAGCGCGCCAAUCUCACGCCAAGGCGGAGGGACGGGUGGCGGAGCCCCUCGUGUUUUCUCCUGCAGAUAACGAGCCAUCGCGGUCUGGUCUGAACGUGCCGCACUCCUCCCCGAAGAGAUUUCGCACUAGUGGUGCCAGUAUGCACCAAUCGGCUGCUGCCACUAACAACCGUGCUGGUAACCACCUCAACGGAGCGACGCCGGCCCGUCCGAGUGGCGCGCAAUUCCACGUGGCGAGCAGCAGAGACGUGAAAAUCAAUCGCCCUCAGCCUCAAGGCGCGGCUCACCACCGUGAGGGAGAACCUCAGCCUCAACCUGAGCGUGCUAGCGAGCCUCGCUUCGUCGGCCAGCGGGGCAGCAACAGUGGCGGCCCGUGGCCGAGGAGCCACAGGCAGGCCAAGGGCGGCAGCGGCAGCGGCGGUAAUGAUGAUGGCGUGGCUCAGGGUGGGGCUUCGUUCCACCACUGGCAGCGUGGCUCGACUAGGAACGAGCAUGGUGGCCCGGUGGCGUUUCACAAGGCGGCAGCGUGGGACGUGGUUACUCACAGGAGGAAUGGUGCUGAUAGCAGGUCUAGUUUUGAGGCACCUCAAAACAAGCGUGGAUCGAACGGCCAUGGUAGCCCCGUGGCUUCGUUUCACAAGGCAGCCGCGCAGGAUGUGGUUAUUCACAGGAGUAAUGGCGGUGAUGCUAACAGGGAGAACCGCGGCGCUGCUAGUCAUGGCGUGAAUGUUCACCCAGUUGGGGUGAACAAGGGGAAUGGUGGCACGAAUCGCGGUGGACAACCCCCAAGGGAGGGGCAAUUCACGCAUGCUGGGGAUGCGAUCAAGCCCUCCUAUGGGGGGGAAUUUCCCUGGAAUAAAAUGUUCGAAAACAAGGAUGGCGACAGCAGCAGCAGCAGGAGCAGCAGUGACAUAGCAAGUGACUGCCCUGAUGGGGGUGAUGGGGGUAGUGCGGCUGACGGCAGCAACAGCGGAGGAGGGGACAACAGCAGCGGCAGCACCAGCGGCAACAUGGACAUCGGGGCGAUUCUAGAAGAGCACAACAGGGCACGCCAGGAGGUGGGGGUUCCGGACCUGGCCUGGGACGACAGCGUGGCAGCAGCAGCGGCGGAGUGGGCCAACAACCUCGCCUCCAGGGGGUGCCCUCUGGAGCAUGGAGGGGCGGAGGGGCUCGGGCAGAAUCUGUACUGGAGCGCACCCGCAGGGCUCACCCCUGAGGAAGAUCGCAUGGCGGUGCAGUCGUGGGUGGAGGAGAAGGUGGACUGGACGUACAGCCCGGUGCCUGAGGGGUGUGCGGAGGGGAGGAUGUGUGGGCACUACACGCAGGUGGUGUGGCGGGACACCACGCAUGUGGGCUGUGCGUCGGCGCAGUGCCCUGAUGGGGGUGGCAUGUGGGUGUGUAACUACUUGCCCCCGGGGAACUUCAUUGGUGCUCCUCCGUUCUAGGGAGGCUGGUAGGGUACCUGGAAAGAGGUGGUGGUGUGGAGGGAUGGGUUUGAGGUUGUGUGCUUAUGGGGGUGCU